AUGUCGUUUCCACAAACAACUCCGGUCCGGCCAGUUCCAGGCGCCUUCUUGAAUACGCCGGCCGUCGCCUCGAGGUUUCAGUCGGGCUCUGAUUCUGUGCGCCGACAGCUCUUCACUGGCAACGAUAGCAACCAGGCCGUCUCGCAUAAGAGCUCGGCGCCUGUCUCGUCAUCGCGAAGUGUCACAGCUACUGCGCCAUCUGCACCAAGGGCAACUAGCAACGAUAAUCUGAUUGUCCCUACUGCGCUGCCACCUCUUCGAUCCGAAAAUGUCCCCCCCGUUGUCAAGGCGGCCAGGGCCAUCAAUGCCUGUCUCCAGUCUGAUGGCCGGUAUCCCGACUUGGAUUCAUACUGUCGACAGGGCGCGUCGUCCGACUACGACCUUGAAAAUACCGAUUCUGCGAUGGCCCCCUUCCACAAAACUCAGAUGUACCCCAUUCCGAACCAAGUCUUCGACCAUUACAACGCUGGCGAGCUUCAGACUCUGAUGGGACUCUUUGCUGAGAUCAACCACGCCUGGGUCGUUAUUGAUAACUCGCUGUUCCUAUGGGACUACACACACCCUGACCCCGAGCUGAUCGGGUUCGAGGACCAACCACAUACUAUCCAAGCUGUCGCGCUCGUGCCUCCUAAACCAGGCAUUUUCGUCAACACCAUCACACACAUCCUCGUUGUUGCGACUUCUUCAGACAUUGUUUUGCUAGGUGUCUCGGCCACCGCUACCCCUUCAGGCUCCAAGACAGUAUCUCUUUACCAAACGAAAAUGCAGCUCCCCCUUCGUGGUACCGACGUCCGUGUUAUUACUGGAUCUGCCAACGGUCGAAUCUUCUUUGGAGGAAGCAACGACAUCGACAUUAAUGAACUUUACUAUCAAUCUGAGGAGAAGUGGUUUUCAAAUAGGUGCGGUAAGAUCAACCAUACGAAUCCCGGCUGGUCCUCAGUUGUCACACUGCAAGGUGGAUUCUGGUCUCAUAAGACCCCCGAACACCUUGUUGAUAUCGUGAUCGACGAUUCGAGAAACCUCGUGUAUACCCUCUCGAGCCGAUCGACCAUCCGAACAUACCAUAUGGAAGGCCCCGACCGACUGAACAAGGUUAUUGAGAAGGAGAAGGUCCACUGUCUUCGCGACAUUGCUCACAUGAUCAACCAAUCUAGGUUGUUGAGUGACCAAGUCAGCAUUGUCUCGAUCAGCCCUAUCUCCAAGCAGGAAGCGGCCAAGCUUCACUUGAUGGCUCUGACAAACACCGGGUGCCGUCUAUUCUUCAGCGCGACCAGUGCUGCAUCCUACAUUUACGGUUCCUCGACAAACCUGGCACCCCAAAGUAUGCAGGUCCAGUUCAUCAAGUUCCCUCCUGGACAAACCUCUCGUCGGUCUACUUACCCUGGUUCCGAGUCGAUCACUGAUUCCGAAUCCACCUCGCUGUCCUACAGCCGACAAGGUGCUCGAUUUGCCCCUGGAUAUUUCUUGGAUUUUGUGAGCAAAGAAUCUAAUCCCAAUGAGGAUACCCUCUUUGUUUCUGGACCUGAGACGGGACGUCUUAAGAACACGUCCCCGACAUCUCCUUUCAAAUACCAUGAAUCUGCCAGCUGGAUUGACAUUGGCAGCCGAGCUGAAGCUGUUGGAUUAAUCACAAAACCUUUCGCAGCGGCACCACAACCACUUGGCUUCGGUAAUGAGUUGGCUGUGCAAUUCGACGAUGCGCCUAGCGAAUUCGCAAUUCUCACCAACACUGGUGUACACAUCGUUCGACGAAGGCGCUUUGUGGAUAUCUUUGCUUCUGCUAUUCGAGGUGCUGUUGGAGAUGAGGGGUUGGAACUGGUCUGCCGCCGCUUUAUUAACAAUUAUGGUCGCGUGGAGACUGUUACUACCGCUCUGGCUGUUGCUUGUGGUCACGGAGGUGACUCUAAACCUGGUGCAGCUCGUGCUAUCGACCAGGCAACUGAAGAUCGAGCACGAUCCGUAUUUGUCGACUUUGGUGGGCAGCCUACGAUGGCCGAAACCGACAGCUCAUCCCUUACAACCGAUUCCAUUAACCUCUCGUCCCGACACGACGCUCUAGCUCUGUAUCUUUCCCGACUGGUACGCCAGUUGUGGAAGUCAGUAGUCAUCGCUCCGGGUGUUUCUCCUAAUGGCGGUGUCACCAUCGGUUCUACAAUUCCCCUUUCCAAGUUGAAUACUGUUCAGGAGAACUUGGAGCGUCUAAGGAGGUUCCUUGAUACCAACCGUGGCCUCAUCCAAGGCUUGUCUGGCCCAUCUGACCUCCAACAUGUAUCUAGUCGCCAGGAGGAAGUUGCUCUUCAGGCCGAACAUCAAGCCCUUCAUGCUCUUCAGAAGCUGAUGGAGAGCAUCUCGGAGGGUAUCUCGUUUGUGCUUAUGCUAUUCGAUGAGCGGGUUGCUGAUAUCUACACUCGCCUCGACGCUACAGCUCAACAACAACUCAAGGAGCUGACAUACGAGAAGCUCUUUUCUCAAACUGACGGCAAGGACCUUGCUAAGCUGCUCGUUAAGGCCAUUGUUAACCGCAAUAUCGAGAGUGGCUCCAACGUUGAAACUGUUGCUGACGCCCUUCGAAGGAGAUGCGGCAGCUUCUGUAGCCCAGAUGAUGUCGUUACUUUCAAAGCCCAGGAGCAGCUUAAGCGGGCUUCUGACCAACCUCUUCAGACCAACCAGUCGCGAAGCCUACUCCAUGAGAGCUUGAGGCUCUUUGAGAAGGUUGCUGGUAGCCUCACUUUUGCCAACCUUCAGAGUGCUGUGGAACAGUAUAUCGCCCUCAAGUACUAUGCCGGUGCUAUCCAGCUGUGCCUUGUGGUCGCCCGGGAGAAGGACAGGGGUAACACAGCUCUGUCCUGGGUCAACGACGGCAAGCCCUCCGGAGACCCUCGUGCCAAUGCUUUCAAUGAUCGCAAGCGGUGUUACGACAUGAUCCAUGACGUUCUGAGUCACUUGGACGCUGCAUCAAGCAGUGAGCCUGAAAUGGUCGAUGGCAGGCUGACGUUGAUUGCUACCAAGAGGCUUGAGGCCUACGAGGUGGUGAACGGGUCGGAUGACGAGGUGUUCCACUUUGACCUCUAUGAAUGGUACAUCCAACAAGGCUGGACAGAUCGAAUUUUGGCUAUCGACUCACCCCACGUUAUUACUUUCCUCCAGCGACUUGCUGGUACAAACAUUGAGCAUGCUGACCUGCUCUGCCGGUUCUACACCAACCGAAGUCGAUUCUUUGAUGCAGCCGAGGUGCAGGCGGAGCUUGCCAACUCCGACUUCCCCAUCAGUAUCAAAGACCGAAUCAGAUUGCUCAGCUUGGCCAAGGCGAAUGCCAACGUUUCAACGACUGGUGUUAGCCGACAGCAACAGCAGCUGCUGAACCACAGUGUCACAGAGCUGCUUGAGAUUGCCCACAUCCAGGAUGAUCUCCUGGAACGUUUGAGAGCUGACGACCGUAUCGACCCUGAGAGAGCCCUCGAGAUUGAGGAAGCUCUCAAGGGCAAGAUCCAGGGACUCUCCGAGCUCUUCAACGACUAUGCCGACCAAGCCGGUUACUACGACCUUUGCCUGCUCAUCUACCAUGUUGCUGAUUACCGCAACCAUAUGACGAUUUCGGGUACAUGGAGCAACCUGAUUCAACAGACACACGAUGAGGUCAUGUCUCGCCUAGAGAACUCAGAACCAGGAAUGCCAUCGCCCCCUUUGCCUUACGAGUCUGUGACCAGCAAGAUCCAAAACAUCGCCCACCGCACAUCCCUCGACAGCUUCAUCUUCCCCAUCCAAGACCUACUUCCUGAGCUCUGCCGUUACGCAGUGGCUUACCAACAAGAUGCUACAAUCGGCGCUGAUCCCACCUGGCCCGUCCAACUAUUCCUUACGUUGGGCGUCUCGCAUGACAUGAUUGUCCGUGUUCUGGAGGGCGUUUUCGAUAGUCAAGACUACGGCUUCAGUGGAUCUGUGCGAAACCGCAUGAUUGAACUCAUCGUUUAUGUGGUCAACGACUGGGUGGCUGAAGCCCGUCGACGUGGAGGUGCCGGAAAGGGUGGUGCUAUUGGCCCCUCUGUAGCCGACCUCCUCAAGAGAUGCGACGCCGCCCUGCCACCACCCGGACAUGGAAACAACGCCGGCGGUGCAGACCUUGCUGAUGUCAGGCGAGUUCUCAAGCUGCUGAAGAGAGAGGUGGAUGGUUUGUCACAACGGGUUCCGACGGGAAGCCUCAGAUUUGCAUAG
Fusarium proliferatum ET1 is the source of this 4212-nucleotide messenger RNA. Its product is annotated as related to NUP170-nuclear pore protein. Gene Ontology annotation, cellular component: nuclear pore inner ring; nuclear pore. Gene Ontology annotation, molecular function: structural constituent of nuclear pore. Gene Ontology annotation, biological process: protein import into nucleus; transcription-dependent tethering of RNA polymerase II gene DNA at nuclear periphery; protein localization to nuclear inner membrane. NCBI's taxonomy places the organism in Eukaryota, Fungi, Ascomycota, Sordariomycetes, Hypocreales, Nectriaceae. The coding region runs from base 1 to 4212 and encodes 1403 amino acids. The transcript has 3 exons. The record is from RefSeq and is a predicted model, not a curated record.